AUGCUGAAGCAAACAAUUCAAAGGUUGGAAGGAUGCAUAUCAGCUUCAAGAAGAAGUGGUAAUGUUCAUAUGAAAUGGAAGAAACACUUAUUUGGCAAUUGGGUGAGAAGCACGUGCAGCAGCCCCCAAAAUAAUAAUCAUAACAAUAGGACAACCUGGUACAGUGUUCCAAAGGAGAGAGUGGAGUGCGUAGUGAUAGGAGCUGGUGUGGUUGGCAUAGCAGUGGCAAGAGCCCUAGCACUUAAGGGCAGGGAAGUGUUAGUCGUAGAAUCAGCCCCCACAUUUGGAACAGGAACUAGUUCCCGAAACAGUGAAGUUAUUCAUGCUGGAAUCUAUUAUCCUGCCAAUUCAUUCAAGGCAAUUUUUUGUGUAAGGGGAAGAAAAAUGUUAUAUGAGUAUUGCUCUAAGCAUGAUAUUCCACAUCAACAAAUUGGUAAGCUUAUAGUGGCUACUCGAUCUUCUGAGAUUCCAAAGUUAAAUGAUAUUUUAAAUUGCGGGAUUCAAAAUGGAGUUGAUGGUUUGAAGAUGGUAGAUGGUGUUGAGGCCAUGAAAAUGGAACCUGAAUUGCAAUGCGAGAGAGCAAUACUAUCACCUGUCACUGGGAUUGUUGAUUCUCAUUCUUUAAUGCUUUCUUUAGUGGGGGAAUCUGAAAGUCAUGGAGCAACCUUCACGUACAAUUCAACAGUCAUUGGUGGCCAUGUCGAAGGAAAUGAUAUUUGUGUUCAUGUGACAGAAACUGACCAUCUUAAAGAAUGGAAAGGGACAUCAAUUUUGCAUCCAGAACUACUACUAAGUUCUAGACUCGUUGUGAACUCUACAGGCCUAAGUGCCCCAGCCCUUGCAAAACGAUUUAGUGGCCUAAAAAGUGGAGUUUUUCCUCCUUCUUACUAUGCACGCGGUUGCUACUUUACAUUAUCUAACACUAAAGCCUCUCCUUUCACACGUUUGAUAUAUCCUAUACCAGAGGAUGGCGGCAUUGGAGUGCAUGUUACUAUAGACUUGAAUGGUCAGGUCAAGUUUGGCCCAAAUGUUGAAUGGAUUGACAGUGUUGACGAUAUCUCGAGCUUUCAGAAUAAGUUUGAUUAUUCGGUAAAUCCAAAUCGUGCUGAGAAGUUUUAUCCAGAGAUAAGAAAGUAUUACCCAAAUCUGAAGGACGGUUCUCUGGAACCUGGAUAUUCAGGGAUCCGACCUAAACUUUCAGGACCCUCCCAGCUGCCCGCUGAUUUUGUUAUACAGGGAGAGGACAUUCAUGGAGUACCUGGUCUUAUUAAUCUUUUAGGAAUAGAGUCACCCGGUUUAACAUCAAGCAUGGCAAUUGCAGAAUUUAUUGCUACAAGAUUUUUGGGAUGA
This is a messenger RNA of Sphenostylis stenocarpa, 1350 nucleotides long. Lineage: Eukaryota; Viridiplantae; Streptophyta; Magnoliopsida; Fabales; Fabaceae. The record is from the annotation of a GenBank genome assembly.